Messenger RNA from Tripterygium wilfordii, 1536 nucleotides. RefSeq names its product protein BTR1. The record is from RefSeq and is a predicted model, not a curated record. Gene Ontology annotation, biological process: regulation of gene expression. Gene Ontology annotation, cellular component: cytosol; cytoplasm. The coding region runs from base 144 to 1091 and encodes 315 amino acids. Gene Ontology annotation, molecular function: mRNA binding. The transcript is spliced from 9 exons. Lineage: Eukaryota; Viridiplantae; Streptophyta; Magnoliopsida; Celastrales; Celastraceae.
AACAAAUCAAGCAAGCAAAUGCGCAUAGAGAAGCAAAAACCAGGCUUGCGAGCGAGAGACAGAGAUUAGCUAGCGGAGAGACUCGCAGUUGAGCAGAAGAGAAGCAAGAGAUUUCGAAAUUCAAGUGAUUUUGCGAAUAAGUGAUGGAAUCGAACGAGUCAUCAUACAUGUCUUCACCGGAGGGGACGAGGAGGCGAUCUCCACCACCGCCGAAAUCACCGACUUCAGAUUCUGCGGAGAAGCAAACAUAUAUUAGGUUUCUUGUGUCAAAUGCUGCAGCAGGUUCUGUCAUUGGAAAGGGUGGCUCGACGAUAACUGAUUUUCAGUCUCAAUCUGGAGCCCGAAUCCAGCUAUCACGCAAUCAGGAAUUUUUUCCGGGAACCACUGAUAGGAUAAUUAUGAUAUCUGGAACAUUUGAUGAUGUGUUAAAAGCUAUGGAACUUGUUCUUGGAAAGUUGUUGAGUGAGCUUCACAGUGAAGAAGGCAGCGAUAUUGAACAACCAAGAACAAGAGUGAGACUAAUUGUUCCAAAUAGCUCUUGUGGUGGCAUAAUUGGGAAAGGAGGGUCGACAAUAAAGUCAUUUAUUGAAGACUCUCAAGCUGGGAUUAAGAUAUCUCCACAAGACAAUAACUUUUAUGGAUUCAGUGACAGGCUAGUGACACUCACGGGCAUUCUAGAUGAGCAAAUGCGCGCUAUUGAAUUGAUUUUAUCUAAGCUAUCUGAAGAUUCUCACUACCACCAAACUAUGAAUACCCCUUUUGCAUAUCCAGUUGUGGCAUACAAUUCGAUGAGCUAUGGACCAAGUGCUGCUGUAGGGAAGUUUCAAAAUAACAAGGAGGAUCACUUUGACUCCAUCACAAUAGGCGUUUCUGACAGUCACAUUGGAUUGGUUGUUGGUAGGGGUGGAAGGAAUAUCAUGGAAAUCAGCCAGGUUAGUGGAGCCAAGAUAAAAGUAUCUGAUAGAGGGGAUUUCAUGACUGGAACAACUGACAGGAAAGUCACAAUCAGUGGACCUCCAAGAGCAAUCAACACAGCUGAGUCCAUGAUUAUGCAGAAGGUGGCAUAUGCUGCUGAGAAGGCAAUGGAUUAGGUUUCCAGUAUUCUCAGUACAUUCUGGACAUGCUUGCUAUUUCCGAGUCAUUUGGCAAUCUUAGCCACGUCCACAUACCUUCUCCUUAUGAGUUACUUUGGAUGCAAAAGCUGUGAUUGAGAAACAAGAACGGGAGGCAAGCUCACCGGCAGAGUUCUUUACAAGAAAUUCUCGUGGGAAAACCAACUCUCUCAAAAAAAAAGAAUAGAAGAAAUGUUGUUGGAUUAGGUCAGCCUCAACCUGACCAAAUAUAGAAUUAGCAUAAUUUAUUUUCUUUGGCACAGUUUGUAGUGUCCAAUUAGCUACUGUUGUGUCUUAUGUUUUCCUAGGAUGGUAUGCUUGAGCAUUUUGCUGUUGGAACAUUUUUUUCUCUUGGUUAUGUGCUUCAUUUGCACAUUUGUUAAAUGUUAUUCUUUUAAAUAUUCUCAAUAUCUCUCUGCCGUUC